GUCAAGUGGAGUUGAGUAUACAAAAAUACUUAUUCCAAACUAGAAAAGCAAAUUAAGCAAGCAAAACAUCCGAUCCGAUGGGGGUAGGCAACAACAUGAGUGCAGUGUUGAACUUCAUAGCCCUGUUGGCCUCAAUACCCAUAAUAAGUGCUGGUGUGUGGCUAGCCUCCAAACCAGACAACGAGUGCAUCCACAACUUCCGCUGGCACGUCCUCGUACUUGGCCUCCUCGUACUCCUCAUCUCUCUUGCAGGCUUUGUGGGUGCUUACUGGAACAAGCAGGGGCUCUUGGCCUUUUACCUUUGCUGCAUGGCCAUCCUCAUUUCUCUUCUCCUUUUCCUUCUUGUCUUCUCUUUCGUCGUCACUAGACCCGAUGGAACCUAUCAUGUCCCUGGAAGAGGCUUCAAGGAGUCCAUGCUCGUUGGCUUCUCCCCCUGGCUCAGGAACCAUGUCUUCACCGCUUCUUCUACCACUAGUUGGAACAAGAUAACCACUUGUUUGGCUCAUUCUUAUGUCUGCAUUAAACUCACCCAGGACUACGCUUCUGCUGAUCACUUCUUCAACUCUAGUAAUAUCUCUCCUUUACAGUCAGGAUGUUGUAAACCUCCAACUUCUUGCGGAUACAAUUAUGUGAAUCCUAUACUGUGGAUAAAUCCUGUGAAUCCAAUGGUAGACCCAGAUUGCUACUUGUGGAGCAAUGACCAGAGCCAGCUCUGCUACAACUGCAAUGCAUGCAAGGCAGGUCUACUAGGAAACCUCAGAGAAGAGUGGAGGAAAGCCAAUAUCAUUUUGACGGUGGCAGUUGUUGUACUCAUCUGGGUCUAUCUCAUUGCAUGCAGUGCCUUCAAAAAUGCUCAAACAGAAGACCUCUUCCGCCGUUACAAAAGGGGUUGGGUUUGAUCCUCUUUCCUUCAUUCAAGUUUUUCUUUUUUCUCUUUUAAAAUUGAUCUUUCAUAUUUUCUUAUUCCUGUAAGAACAUUUUUCACUAAUGUGUAUAUUACUUAUUGGUUUUCUCUGUGACAUGAAAAGUUAUCGGAAGUGAUAAAGGAAGAAAUCUUCCAACAUCAAACUAGUCAGAAUAGAAUCCUGAUUCUAGCUUUCCUCAGAGUAUAUAAUAAUUCUUAUAUGCCAAA
Molecule: messenger RNA, 1132 nt
Organism: Glycine soja
Lineage: Eukaryota; Viridiplantae; Streptophyta; Magnoliopsida; Fabales; Fabaceae
Product: tetraspanin-2-like
Exons: 2
Coding region: 78-899 (273 amino acids)
Biological process (GO): auxin-activated signaling pathway
Cellular component (GO): plasmodesma; plasma membrane
Source: RefSeq, a predicted model, not a curated record